Molecule: messenger RNA, 1275 nt
Organism: Hippopotamus amphibius kiboko
Lineage: Eukaryota; Metazoa; Chordata; Mammalia; Artiodactyla; Hippopotamidae
Gene: TNFRSF18
Product: TNF receptor superfamily member 18
Exons: 8
Coding region: 1-1275 (424 amino acids)
Biological process (GO): negative regulation of apoptotic process; positive regulation of cell adhesion
Cellular component (GO): plasma membrane; external side of plasma membrane
Molecular function (GO): tumor necrosis factor receptor activity
Source: RefSeq, a predicted model, not a curated record
AUGAAAAAUGCGACAAGCUGCUCAAAAAGUACUGGAAAACACAGCGAGCAGAUAGACAUCGUCUCCCCGCAGCGCCUUGUGGCUGUGGCCGUCCCCCUCAGGCAGACAGCUGCCCCUGCUGCCUGCUGGCUGGCCCGGCUUCCAGAAGGGCCAACAGACGUGACCUGGUCGGACAAGCACCCCGCGCAGGCUUCUGAGCGCACGUCCUCGGGCACUCGCCAGCAGCGGGGUGGUCACCAGCUCACAGCCGUCAACACACCUCCAGCCUGUGGGCGCCACCAGAAUCACAUUUCUAGGACCCCACUGCCCACCCCUGCGGCAUUCCCAGAGGCCUCCACCUGCUUCCUCCGUACCAAGCCUCAACUGGAGGGCCAAGCAAUCUGGGGAGGCUUCCUGGAGGAGGCAGGGCCCAAAACUCGUUGGUGCCACGUGGGGACGCUGAGGCUCAGAGAGACAAGGGACAGUCUCAUGAGGAGGGGCGGCCUGCGGGGCGGGGUCUGGGCGUGUCCGGGAGGGGCCGGCCUCCUAAAACCGCGGAGCGCGCACGGCGUGGAUGCGGCGGGCGCCAUGGGGGCGAGGGGCGCGCGCGUGGCCCUGUGCGGCGUCGCGCUGCUCUGCGCGCUGGGCCUGGCCCAGCGGCCCCUCCGGGGGCCGAGCUGCGGCCGCGGCCGCCGUCUGCUCGGGUCAGGGAGCGACGCGCGCUGCUGCUCGUGCGCCCUGGCUGAGGAGGUCUGUCUCGAGCCAGACUGUGAGUGUAUCCAGCCCGAGUUCCACUGUGGAGACCCCCAGUGUAAGAGCUGCAAGUACUACUCCUGUCCACCUGGCCAGGGGGCGCAGCCUGAAGGGAAGUUCAACUUCGGCUUCGAGUGCGUUGACUGUGCUCUGGGGACCUUCUCUGGGGGUCGCGAGGGCCGCUGCAAACCUUGGGCAGACUGUUCCCAGCUGGGGUUCCCCACCCUGUUCCCCGGGAACACGACGCACGAUGCCGUGUGCAGCGCGGGGCUGCCGCCCACCGAGCCGCACAGCCCGCUGACCUUCGUCCUCCUCGGCCUGGCCGUCAGCAUCCUGGCCCUGACCGUGACCCAGCUCAGCCUGCACAUCUGGCAGCUGAGGAGGCAAAGAGUGCGGCCCCCAGAGACCCAGCUGCUCCUAGAGGCCCCGCCCCACCUGCCGCCGCCCCCCCGACCCGAGGACGGCUGCAGCUGCCAGUUCCCCGAGGAGGAGCGGGGCGGACUGUCGGAGAACAAGGGCCGCCUGGAGGACCUGUGGGUGUGA